AUGCAGCAAAUCGAAUUGUUUUUCAGUAGCAAAUAUUAUUCCAUUCGGUUCACUCCAUGUGAUAAAAAUUUUAAGUUGAAAAAUUAGUACAAAUUAUAAACUAUAGAGCAUCUUAGUGAGUGUAGUGUCCACAUUAGUGUUAAGUAUUUUUUGAGAUAUGCAAACUAAAUAGACGUUAAGCUUGAGCACUCACCAAUAUAAUAGUUCCUAAGAACUAAGUACAUAAUGAGAAGUUCUGUGGACAAUGGAGAAGCCGGAGCGGCAGGUCUUUCUCCCUGCGUUAGCGCACAACGCAACAAAAAGAGAUUUCCCGGUCGUUGGUCGCUGCGUCAGCUGAUUUAUUCAUCCCCUUUGUCGCGCAGGCGCAGUUCAGGCAGCGGAGGAGGAACUUCUACUAAAGUUUAUAAAAAAGUCGAACAUGGAAACACAGGUAAGGAUUCGUUAGAUGGAAAGCUGGGUCAUACGAGUACGUCCAAAGAGGACAAGCAUUCGGUCGAGUUACUUCGAGCUAAUAGCAAAUCCUCAGUAUAUGCUUCCAGUACAAAAAGUGGCGAUGGUCCAGGCCACUAUUGGGAGUGCCCGUUAUGCUUCGCGGAACUAUCGCCGGACGAGUUCUGUGAACUUAAUGGAUGCGGACAUCGCGCGUGCGUGUCCUGCUUUCAGCAAUAUCUUCGUGUGGAAAUCACCGAAUCCAGAAUCUGUAUCUCUUGCCCUGAGUGUCUCGAACCCAUGCAUCCUAAUGAAAUAAAAGCUGUACUGAACAACCCACACUUGUUCGAAAAGUACGAAGAUUUUAUGGUGAGGAGGGUACUCGCUGUUGAUCCGGAUACAAGGUGGUGCCCAGCUCCGGAUUGUAGCUUCGCUGUUAUAGCCUCAGAAUGUGCGAGCUGUCCAAAACUAAAGUGUGAAAGGCCCGGUUGUCAUUCGUACUUUUGUUAUCACUGUAAGGCAGAAUGGCAUCCCAAUCAGACUUGCGAUGCCGCUCGUGCUCAACGCUCGCCGAACAUUCGAUCUUCUUCGGUUGCUUAUAGUCAGGAUUCCCAAUGCAGGGAUGAUAUUAAGCCAUGUCCACGUUGCCAGGUGUUAAUAGUAAAAAUGGACGAUGGCUCUUGCAAUCACAUGAUGUGUGCUGUCUGUGGUGCUGAAUUUUGUUGGCUGUGCAUGAAAGAAAUUAAUGAUCUACAUUUCCUGAGCCCAUCAGGUUGUACAUUUUGGGGUAAGAAACCGUGGUCUAGGAAGAAGAAAAUUCUUUGGCAGCUCGGGACGCUGGUCGGCGCUCCGGUAGGAAUUGCUUUAGUAGCCGGUAUAACUGUUCCUGCUAUGGUCAUAGGCAUUCCAGUAUGGGUUGGAAAAAAAUUAUUCGCGAGAUAUCGCACUGGUAAUAAGCAUAAACGUAAUGCUGCCAUAGUUGGAGGAGUUAUAGCUUCGGUAAUGAUCUCACCGCUACUCGCCGGAUUAGCCGUGGGCAUCGGUGUACCAAUACUUCUAUUCUACGUCUACGGGGUGGUUCCCGUUUCUCUCUGCAGAGGCGGCGGUUGCGGAGGAUUUACUGCCGAGGAGCCGCCUCCGACACCCGCGCCAGAUACCACAUCCGUAGACGCGACUAGUACUAAAGAACCCGCCAAUCCGAGCAUUGGAGAGGCCAGCAUCAGUUUAGCUUCGGGAAGUCACAGAGAUGCCGAUAGGGAAAGUGCCAGUACGGUCGCCUUGGCUGGAAGUCUGCACCAAGCAGCUCAUCGUUUGGAAGUUCAAGCAGAUCUAACAUCCACGCAGCGUUUGAGCCUGAGUAGUUUAACAGAAUCAGUAAAUACUAGUAUUUUGCUGGAUGAUGGUGGGGCUAGUAUACGUGCCCUUGCGGGAUCCAUAUUGAGCUACAAGCCUGCCAACGGAAGUGACUCGUGCAGCUGCAUGACCACCGAAGACUGCACCUCAGAACGAGUCCGUUUCGAUGACAACGUCAGCUUCAUAAUCGCAAACCAAGCAGAAAAAACCAGCAUUGGUAGCAGCUGUAGCUUUAGAGCCCGAUGCUCGAAAUCAGCCAUGGGAAAAGCGUCUCCCGCCCAAGAUACACUUUCCAGCGAUAGCAUCUACAUAGAUAUGGACGACGGAAAAUCGUCUAGAAAAUUAUCCACACAAGCCUCGGUUCUGCGAUCUCAAUUUUUCCAUUCGAUCAACGAAUGUAAGCCGAACGCAAACAGUUUAGAUGACCAAACUAUUAUAGAGGUUUCAAAUGAAACUUUAGAUAAAACGGCAGUUUCGUUGGUAAAGGAGACAAAAAAUAUUGUUAUUUGCCAGCUCAGACCUGCAUCAUCGACCGUAAGUCUCGACGAAAAAAUGAAACUGGACGAAUCGUCCGUUACGAAUUUUUCUAAUGAGAGUUUAAACAAUUCCACGGUUCCGUUAAUUUCUGAGCCCAAUAACGUGGUUGUUCGUCCCAUAAAAACGGUCUCCGCUUCUAAAUAUGAAAGUACCGAGCUUUAAUUUACCCCCCGUUUAAUGGAAGACUGAAUUGUAAUUUUGUUGUAAAGGUUCAUAUUUAUUUUUAAGCCUUUGUAUAGUAUGGCUUGAACAUUAAUUUAUGUUUGGGUAUUUUUACAAAAGGCUUUGUUAAGGCUAGUCUUUUUAAAGCCGCGAACGUGCUGUUUUAUUAAUGUAUAAGUUCUAUUGGAUAUUUAUAUACAAUAUUUUUAUAAUAUUUUAAAUAUGUUUUUAUUAGGAUUCAAAACUUGUAUUUUACCUUUAGCGUUACAAAUCUUUGUUCGGGAUCUCGUGAUCUUUUAAAAAUUAUUUUUACUAUAACCAACCAUGUAAUUAUCAUUAAGAAUCCAAAUAAACAUAAUGGUACUUUA
Molecule: messenger RNA, 2849 nt
Organism: Anthonomus grandis grandis
Lineage: Eukaryota; Metazoa; Arthropoda; Insecta; Coleoptera; Curculionidae
Product: E3 ubiquitin-protein ligase RNF19A-like
Exons: 12
Coding region: 226-2481 (751 amino acids)
Biological process (GO): positive regulation of proteasomal ubiquitin-dependent protein catabolic process; ubiquitin-dependent protein catabolic process; protein polyubiquitination
Cellular component (GO): ubiquitin ligase complex; cytoplasm
Molecular function (GO): ubiquitin conjugating enzyme binding; ubiquitin protein ligase activity; zinc ion binding
Source: RefSeq, a predicted model, not a curated record